Messenger RNA from Argiope bruennichi, 4413 nucleotides. RefSeq names its product resistance to inhibitors of cholinesterase protein 3-like. Lineage: Eukaryota; Metazoa; Arthropoda; Arachnida; Araneae; Araneidae. Bases 41 to 1108 code for a protein of 355 amino acids. Gene Ontology annotation, cellular component: neuronal cell body; intracellular membrane-bounded organelle; neuron projection. The record is from RefSeq and is a predicted model, not a curated record. The transcript is spliced from 7 exons. Gene Ontology annotation, biological process: protein localization to cell surface; synaptic transmission, cholinergic.
AGAAGUACUGGCACACUAGCCGUGAUAUAAUAUAAGAAAAAUGUCCCAAGCUGAUUUUGGUACCGGCAAAAGUUUGGUUGUUCUAGCAAUAGUAUUAGGAUGUUUUGCUGUUUUAUGGCCGAAAAUAUUUUAUCCAAUGAUGCAAACUGCUUUUGCUAUGACAUCGCCUAAAGUGGACAGUGAUGGGCGAUUCCAUGAUGCUGACCGCCCACCUCAUCUUCAUCCUGCAUCUGCUGGGCCUCGUGGUCGUGGUCCUUCAUCGGAUGAUGUACAUGACAAGUUUCUCAUGAGAGAAGGAAGGCCCUUUCCACACCCUCAAGCUAGGCAGCCAGCAAAAUCUCAACCAAAAUCAGGAGGUGCUAUGAGUAUCAUUAUGCCCAUCUACACAGUAGGCAUUGUUGUCUUCUUCUUAUAUACAGUAUUAAAGUUAGUUUUUAAAAAACCCAAUGAAGGUGAUAAGAAGCCUCUCAUUAAGGAUUUCCAUAUGGAUCCGGAAUAUCGCAAGUUUGUCUAUGAGCCAUCUGCCAGUGAACUUAUCAAGGCACAGAAAUUAGAAAAGAAGAAUAAGAAAAAUAAAUUAAGGGAACCUACUAUUCCCGAGAAUGAAAUUGAAACAAAAGAUUUUGAAAUUUUCAAACUGAAAAAGAAGUUGGAAGAAACAGAGCAAGCAAUGGAGCGUAUAAUUAAGCACAUGGGUGUUGUGAAUGCAUGCUUGAAUGAACGAGUGCAAUUAGAGAAGAAAAUUAUUGAUACUCAGAGCACUGAUAUUAGACAAAGGCAUAAAGGUAGUAGCCAAAUGAAAGUUGGGGCUUCUCUAGUGUCCGAUCGUAACUUCAUACAGGAGCUGAAUGAGGAAAAUGAAUCAAAUCAUUGUUCGGUUAAAAAGUUGGAAGAUGAUUUGUCAGAAUUGAUAAGCCUGUGCUCCGCUAAAGAUAAAUCCUGCGAAAAGAGCAUGCAUGAUCCAGAAACAGAAGAUGAUGAAGAUGUAGAGAAAUCUGAUGAAAGCAGUGAUGAAUCUGAGGAUAAAAAUAUGGAGCAGAAAAAUUCUUUUAAUGAAAAUGAACAUAAGUCUGUGAAUGGUUGCUGCAAAAAUUUAUCUUGUGCAUAAGGUAUCGGUUUGUAUUGAAACUCUCUUACGCGAGGCUGAAAAUUAUAUGCAUUUUGAUUUAAUUUGUCCAUUUUUGUUAAGAUGGAAUUUUGUAUCAGUUUUUUAUUCGCCUUUGUGAUAUAUAAGUUUUUUAUGUAUGUGCCCCUAUGUUGAUACAAUUAUUUUAAUAUUGUCAAAACUUAUAAUUUGAUUUCAUGCGAGAUGCACUUCCUUAUAUUGAAUUGAAGGAAAAUUAAUUUCAAGAUUUCGUAAUAAUAUAUAUGUAUAAUAUAAUUGAAUGUCCAUUUGCUGUUUUGAACCAUAUAAAAUUCCAUAUUCCUUAACAGAAUUAAACAAUUAGGCACACAUAUUUCUUGGCAGCUAGAAAGUUCCCUGAUUGCCAUAUUUAAAAAAAAUUAUAAAGUCAGCUAAAGGAAAUGAGAUGGGGUAGAAAGAUUUCCACUAUAAUUUUAGAACAUAUCAUUGUAAAAAAAAUAAACUAGAUACCAUUACAAAAAAAUUUUUAUUGAGCUUUUCAGCAACAUAAAUUUUAUUUCUGUGCAAUUAUUUCUCUAAUUUUAAUCAGACAAUUUUUCAAAUUUAUUUAAAUUAGGAUUGAGGAUUCUGAAAUAUCUUAAGGAGUUUAAAUAUAACAUUUCAAAAACUACAACAUAAAAUUAUAUGUAAUUUGCUUCUUAUAUAAAACAAAUGCAAGUGGAGUUGCAUCUCUAAUGAAUUAUAAAUUAAAGUCUUUAAACUAGCUAAUAAUUAAAAAUAGUUAAUGUACUUAUUUGUCACUAAAAAUUGUUUUCAGAAAUUUUUAUUUCUAAGUAAUUUUUUUCUCCUCUACUCAUAUUUGAUUUUUCACUCUGAAAAGACUAAAUUUGUCUUUUUUUUAAUUAAGAAUUUAUAUAAUCCUGUUAUUAAUUUUUAAAGGAUAAAAUAUCUUGCAUUUAGAAUAGAUGUUAUUAAUAUAAAUUUUAAAAAUGUACAGUAUUACAACCUAUAAUAUAAUUAUGUUUGUUAGUUUAAUGAAAUAAAUUAUGAAUUUUACUGAAUACACUUGUUAGUAAUCAGCAAGGUUAGUGAUUAUCAAAACAUUUUUAAUGCUUUAUUAAAAAAAAUAGUAAUUGCCUUUAGCAACCAUUUGUUUCACCAGAAGUAAUGGUUUAAUAUCUAUUCAAUCUCUUGCACAUUAAUGUAAUGUUUAUGAUUCCCUAAAAAUGUUAAAUCACUAAAUUGUGAUGUACCUAAGAAGUGCAUUAUUUUAAUAGCUUUACUUUUGUUCUAUUAAUUUUAUAAAUUAAUCUUCCUAAAAGUGUCAAAUCCCAUGUCAUUAUAGGGAUAGUAAAAAUCUAGCUAAUUACUUCAUAUUGCUUCUUUCAUGGUACCGUAACUUCAUUUUCUAAUAGUUUCAGCAAACUAUAUAGAUAUUAAACAGUUCUUCCCCUCCCUCUCUUCAAGCUAUGGCAAAAAAUUAUGCGAUUAAAUUUGUGAUGAAAUAAUGAAAUGAUAAUUGUUUGAAUUUCAGUGCAACUAUGCAACAGUGGUAGAUCAUCAUCCUUUGAGCCUGCUGAGUUGUAGCAAGUGUGGAAUUAUUUUCAAGAGUUACAUUUUUGUUUUUUUAUCGAAUGUGCUUACUUUCCACUCUGAGAGUUCAGUGCUCUCUGCUUACUUUUUUUUUUUUUUUUUGAUCAAUUAAAAUCAGGGGGAAAAGAUCAAGAAAAGCAAGAAUGAAAAUUGACCAACAAACAAGCAAAAUUCAGACACGAGAAGAAAAAAAAUUUGAGACCAGAGACCUUAAUAUUAUUAUUUUCUUUUAUUUCUGUGCAAUUUGGCAGCUUUGCAAAAACGUUUCUUUCCCGUUCCUUUUUCCUUUAGACUUGAUUGUUUAUCAUACACUUUUUGUUUUCUUUCUUUUUUCUUUUGCUUAGAAUUUUUGUUUUGCAGUUUCUUACUGCUGGAUGCUUAUUCUGACAAAAUUCCUACCUACUUUUUCUCUUUUUAUAAGAAUGGAAAGGAUUUUUUUUUUAUUAUAAAUUGUAGAUUUUAAAAAUGUGGGAAAAGAUGAGAUUAGAUCUAUUAAAGUGAGAAAACUGCAAUUCUGCAGAAGAAUUACAUCCCUGAAGACUACCAAAAUAAAACAGACUUAAAUAUAUGUCACAAUUUAAAGUUUAAAUUGCAUUGCUGAAGAAACCUAUGAUACUAGUGUGUAUAUAAAAGAUUUAUUUCAAAUUAAAUAUAACUAAUAUGCUCUGUGAACCAGUCUGGUUACUAAAGGGGAAUAGUCAUUAAUGUUGAAGAUCAUAAUUUUAAAACACUGAAUUUUGUAUUUUGCAGUCACUCCAAAAGUAAAUACCUUAAUUGGUAAAAAUUUAAUUAUAUAUUAAAUAUUUCAGUAAUGACAUGGAAAGUGCGAGGAAGAAUUAUACUGUAUAAAUAUUAUAUGUAUUCAUAAGCUUGCAUGCACAUUAUACCUUUAUUAUUUUUCAUAUCAAUCUUAACAUCUGAAAUAUGGGAGAGAGAGAGAAAAAAUAAAGGCGAAUUUAAAUAUAUGAAUAGUAACAUAGUUUGAAUGGUUUACAUUUGAAAUAUAUAAUUUUUCAUUGAUGGAAUAUUUGAAUUUUUUGUGUGGGGAGACAGCAUGAAGAUUAUUUAUUUGUGGCUAUAAUUGUUUGUUAUAAUUAUAGUUGUAAUUCUACUUUUUUACAGUAAAUAAACAAUGGCCAAAAGAAACAAAUAAGCCACUGUAAAUAUGUAAAUUCCAUUAGUUUAGGAAAAAUUUUGUAACCAUUUUUUGAAGAAAAAAUUCAUUUUAAACCAAUUUGGAUCUAAAAUUUACUUUUUGAUAAUCCAAUAUUUAUAAUUUUUUUUAUCAUAAUCAAAAUAUAGAACAGUUCUUUGAAUGUCUGUAGUUUUGACUGUAAUUUUUAAAAUGAUUCAUUUCAGCUAUAUCUAAGGUAUUUCUUAAUUACCUGUGUUUGCAUAUAUUGUUGACAAACAAAAGCUGUAAACAUAUAUUGUAUGUUUUGAAUUUCUUAUUUUCAUAAUUAUCUGGCAUUUCAUUAAUAUAUAAAUUAUCAAAUUUUUUUAAUAUUAAGAUGGAUGUAUACUUUAUAAUAUUCAAACAAAUUUUAUAUUCUUCACAUAAAAGAGAACAUUAGUUAUGAAAUUCGAAAUGAAAUCCGAAAUAUUACUUUAAGGGUUUUCUUUUCCCCUCAAAUUAUGAUAUUUAAAUAUUUAUUAGAAAAAUAUGAUCACUUAUUAGCCUAUUACACUAUUAAUGAAUAGGUUCCUUGUAAAUAAAACCAUUUAUAUUUAUCUUU